CUCUCCAUGCUUUUGAUUCUUCCCAUCAGAAGAUGGAUAUGUUUGCCUCGCAUCCUGGGAUGCAGCUUGCCGGCAGCAGCGCAGAUGUCCUUGCCGGCCGGCCAGCGCUGCCAGCCGCAGGGAGCCUUCCCUGCGCCCGAGCAAAUAGGCCCGGUGGUUCAGAUCUUCAGUUCUUCUCUGGGCGCCAUGGUCUCCCUUCUUGCCAAGCUCCGUUCCUUGCUGGUCUCUGCAGAGGAUCACCUGCCAGAGCCGUUGAAGUCACAGAAGGACAAGCUCGAGAUCAUCAGACAAGAUCUCGAAGCAAUAAACACCUUCCUCGUGAAUCUGUCAUGGGUGGAAGCUCCCAACAUGAUGGUGAAGCACUGGAUGAACGAGGUGCGUGAUCUGUCCUACGAUAUUGAGGAUUAUAUUGACAAUUGUAGGGAAGAGCCUUGUUCUGAUUCAGAGGUGGAGGAGUUAAGCACUCUCGUGAAGCAGGCCAAGGACGCCCACGAACGCCACAACAGGUAUGAUCUUGGGCGUUGGGCAUCAAAUCCUAGAUUUGUGGUCGAUGGUGGCGAGCAGGGCUUGGUACCAAGGCUCAACGGGGACGCCACAGACCUUGUUGGUAUCAGUGAUUCUAAGGCUGAACUUAUCAAGCGGCUUAACAUUGACGCCGAACAGAGGCUAGUAUUGUCCAUACAAGGACCUCCAGGUGUUGGUAAGACUACGCUUGCCAAACAAGUGUACUGUGAAAUUGAAGGACGGUUCGAGUGUGGAGCUUUUGUUCGGGCCUCAAAGAUGCCUGAUACAAGGAGGCUUCUCAGUAGCAUAAUCUCCCAAAUCCAGCCACGGGAUGAAAGACCCCCUCAUGGUCUACCCGUGCAAGAGCUCAUUGACAGCCUAAGAAAACAUCUCCAACAGAAGAGGUAUCUGAUUGUAAUUGAUGGUUUGUGGGAAACAACAUCAUGGGAUAUUGUUAGUAGCGCAUUCCCUGAUGACACUCAUUGUAGCAGAAUAUUAAUAACUACAAAUAUCGAAGAAGUAGCUUUGGAGUGCUGUGAUUAUGAAUCUGAUGCUAUUUUUAAGAUGGAGACACUUGGUGGAAAUCACUCCACAGAAUUGUUCUUCAAUAGAGUGUUUGGAUUUAAGCAUGAGUGCUCUAAACAAUUGAAGGAAUGCUCUGAGGAAAUUAUAAGAACAUGCGGUGGUCUGCCACUCGCGAUCAUUAGCAUAGCUAGCAUUUUAGCAAUCCAACCAGAUAACUUAGAGCUGUGGCGCCAUGUGAAAGAAGCAUUAUUUUCGAGAUUGAGAUAUAAUCUUACUUCUGAAGUCAAGCUGAGAGAAAUAGUAAGUCUGAGCUACAAUAGUCUUCCUUGCCAUUUGAAGACGUGCCUACUAUAUCUUAGUAUGUAUCCUGAGGGUUAUACAUUCUUCAAGGCUGACUUGGUGAAACAAUGGAGUGCCGAAGGUUUUAUAAUUCCUGGUGAAGAGAAAAAUUGUGAUGAAGUUGCAGAAUGCUAUUUUGAUGAGCUUACCUGCAGGGGCCUGAUACAACCCAAUCAUACCAAUAUCUCAGAUGAGGUGACUUUGUAUACACUGCACUCCACUGUAUUUGAAGUUAUUAGGAGCAUGUCCAUAGAAGAGAACUUCAGCACUGUGAUAGACUACUCCAAUACCAUCUCAGAGCUUUCUGUAAAGAUUCGACGACUAUCUCUCAGAUUCAGUAGUGCCAAAUAUGCAACAAAACCAGAAACCAUUAAACUAUCCCCUGUGCGGUCACUUAUGUUUUAUGGACUUGUUGAGUGCCUCCCUUCAAUUAUGGAGUUUGAGGUACUUCGAGUUCUUAUUCUUGAUGUUUGGGGUGACCAUGACCAAGAAUUAGACCUCAGUGGCAUCGGCAGACUGUUUCAGCUGAGGUACAUGCGGAUUACAUCUAACAUCAUUGUCAAACUACCAGCAAGGGUGAUUGGACUACAAUUUUUGCAGACAAUGGAAAUUUAUGCAAAAGUAACUUCUGUUCCAUCAGAUAUUAUUCAUCUCCCGAGAUUGGUGCACCUCUGUGUACGUGGUGAGAUAAAUCUGUCCAAAGAUAUUGGCCACAUGGGAUCUCUACGCACAUUUCAAUCUUUUGACCUCAGCAGUAACUCUGAAGAUAAUAUACGGCAACUUGGUGAGAUGACAGACCUUCGUGAUCUUCAUGUCAUCAGUCCUACAGAAGUGUCUGACCCUCUGAAGGGAAAGUUGAUAGCAUUCGUUUCUUCCCUUGAGAAACUUGGCAAUCUAAAAUCUAUAAUUUUUGAACUUGCACCUGCUACUUCAUGCACAAGCAUUGACUUGGAUUGCUCAUGGAGCAUAUCUUCUCUGUCCGUCUUCCUUCAGAGACUAGAGCUGUUACCGCCCAUUUGCAUCUUUUCAAGGCUCCCUGUUUGGAUUGGACAGCUCCGGAAGCUAUGCAUUUUGAAAAUUGUUCUUAGGGAAUUGACGACAGGUGAUGUUGACAGCAUCGCCAAAUUACAGGAACUCACCAUUCUCUCUCUGUACGUCAGGCAACCAACUGCAGAACAGAUUGUCUUCCAUCGUGCAAAUUACAAUGAGAAUGCUAUACUUUCAGAUUGUAUACUUUAAUAACUUCAAAAUAAGAGGACUGCCGAGGUUCAAUACUUUAUUUAGGCCUUGUUUAAACAAAUUACAGAAGUCCUCGGUACUCUAAUGUAUUAAACCUAAUUAAUCUGUAACUAGCGCCUACUGUAGCUUCACUGUAGCACCAUAUUGUCAAAUCAUGGACUACUUAGGAUUAAAAGAUUCGGCUCGCAAAAUAGUCAUAAUUUAUGCAAUUAGUUAUUUGGUCUAUAUUUAAUACUCCAUGCAUAUGUCAAAACACGAUAGGAUAGGGAGUAAACUUUAGGGGGAGAGGAACUAAACAAGGCCUUACUCGAUCAUGUUUAAUCUAUGGGUUUCAUCAUGGUGCCAGUUCCACCUAUUUGACGAUGUGCAUGCAGUUAAGAUUUCUGGCGUGCAACAGUUUUUAUACAAGAUCUGAUAAUGACUUGUCCCGCUUCUUUUCUCAACAAUAUUUGAUAAUGCCUUUAGGUUAAAAACUGUAUGAAAGAAUCUUGGUGGAGAUAAAUACUCCACUUAUUAUUUGUAACUUCACUGAAACGUUAUAAUAAACUGUUGCUAGCUACUUGAUUAUGUCCUGGGCUUCCAAGCUAGCUAGCUGAAGAAAUUUCAAAUGAGAUUUUUUAUAAUUUCAGAUUCUAGACAUUCUGCUGAUUUAACAACAUCAAAAUAAGAGGGACUGCCGAGGUUCAGUACUUUAUUUACUUGGUCAA
Sorghum bicolor (sorghum) is the source of this 3314-nucleotide messenger RNA. Its product is annotated as putative disease resistance RPP13-like protein 2. The transcript is spliced from 2 exons. The record is from RefSeq and is a predicted model, not a curated record. Bases 7 to 2607 code for a protein of 866 amino acids. NCBI's taxonomy places the organism in Eukaryota, Viridiplantae, Streptophyta, Magnoliopsida, Poales, Poaceae. Gene Ontology annotation, molecular function: ADP binding. Gene Ontology annotation, biological process: defense response to other organism.